CCACAUCAUCACCAUUGAACUUGAAACAGUCCAACCAAUAAAUGACCGGGCUGCUUCAUCGACCCACUGCACUGUGCUCUUUUGCCGAUCGGCAGCUCAAAUUGUGAAUGAUUGUUUUCCAACAAAUUAUCAGACCAUAAUGAUUGGCAUCAACUUGGCCGUCCAGCAGAAGCAAAACAACCACUCGAUGCGACCUGUAACCACUCAGCGAAGCAGAUUCGGAGAGGCCUGUGAGUUGUGAAGCCCAGAAAUUGAAUUAAAUCCAAAUGGGAACAUCCCACUGCGGUCGGGAACCGGUGAACCGUUAAAUUACGAACCAAUUUCUUGAUGCUGGUUCGGUGUGGCGGCAUGUGCCACAACUGUGUGAGCCUUUGCGGCUGAAGAUCUCCGAACGAGUUCAUCUCUCCUUCUCCAGCAUUCGAUCGCCGAAGUGUGAACGUGACCCAAUUAGCACCUGUGCGAGGUGUGCUUUUGUGUAAACAUUUAGGGAAAUUUGAAGUGACGCAAAAAUGGACCACCGCCAGGUGGGUGGCGAAAAUAGCGCCGGGCGCGGAAAUUUGACCACGGCACCGUAGCCGAGUUUGCCAUUGUGGAAGCAAAUUGCUGUUGUGAUGUUAAUCGAACCGUGAAGUCAACCGCAACAAUGGACUCUUCACGUGCUGCGAGGAACUAGGAACAACUGUGUGGUGAGAAUCAAGUGAGAGUGAUUUGAGUGCUACGUCAUCAUCUGGGUGAGUGCGGCAGGCAUGGUGACCUACAAUAUGGAUGUGCUGCACCCGCAACGAAUGAGUCGACCCCGGAGGGGGUCCAGCGUUUCGUCCGGGUUCCGGCUGCUGGAUGCCGACCAGCUGGAGUCCAUGUCCAGCGUCAGCCGGAACUCGAUCUGCAAACUGAGGAUCGAUGCGAUGUUCGACGAUACGAGAUCGAUCAUCAGCCAACGGAUCGAUGAUCGUAGCUCGUUGAACCUCGGAAUAGGGCCCGGAGGUCGCCGCCGGUCUUCGUCGAUCCAUGGCGCUGGAUCGAUUAGUGGCGUUAGUCGGAUCGGCGGGGGCAUCAUCAACGAUCGGGACAAUCUGGACAUCAGCGGAGUGGCGAACAAUUUGCGGGAUAUGCGUGCAAGUGGCCCGGGAGGUGGUGGUGGUGGUAGUGGAGGCAGUGGCGGAAGUCAUGUCAGCCGCCGGGGAAGUAGCAACUGCGUCCAAGCGCAGAUCGAACGAAUGUUUAACGAUGUGGCCAAGGAGCACGGUGGAGCGGAAAAAGACGUCGGAGGUGUAGCGGCAGCGGCGGCACCACCCGCCAAUGGGCAAACCUUUUCGGUGCGAUGUCUUGGCUCGCUGCCACUGAAGGAUAAGGUCACCAGCCUGGUGGGCCUGCAGGAACCGCUGUGGCAGCUGUACCUGAGUGGUGCUGGACAUGGGAACCAAAACGCCGGCACACUGGACAUCAGCCCCAUCGGUUUGCGGGUGAAGAGCACCAACGGUCGGGAACCGUUCCUGACGCCCUUCCAGAACAUCGCCGUAUGGAGCGCCGUGAAAUUUGUCGUUUCACCUGCCGAGGGAGGCGCUGCCUUCCUUCCGCUGAUCACCGAUCCCGAAAACAUUGACAAACGAGCGCUUUUCCGACCUCUAAGCAGUGCCGCGGACAAGCGCCGACUGUCAUCCGGGCUCCAUUCGCCGCUGUUCGCUAUCGUGAUGCGCUCCAGCGCCUCGCCAAGGCAGCUGGAAUGCCACGGAUUCGUCUGUCAAACCCCUGAAGACGCGAUUGUCAUCGCUGCCACCCUGUAUCAGAGCCUGAUGGCUCACAUGGGCAGUGGAGAGAACCAACGACCACGAAGACCCAAGAACCGCAACGGUGUCAGCUGCAUGAGCAUCGCCAGCAGUGCCGCAACGACCAACAUCCACAUUCAACCGGGCUCUGCCAAGCUAUCAUCCAGACGGUCCAGUGCCAGCCAACGAAGUCUUCUGCCACCCCCACCGAGGCCUCCUCGGAAAACGAAACGAACCGCCACCAGUUCGCUGAGUGGCGAAAGCGACACCAUGACCGGUGCCAACGAAGAAUCUUCCACAGAAGAACGCAAGAAACGAUCGCCGAAAGGCAAACGACCACCUCCGUUGCCGGCAAAUCCUCCAAGGGCAGUUUCAAAUCGGCCCUCACUGGAUGCGAUCUACACCGACCACAGUCACUCGAACGACGACAACAACUCCCUCUCGAAGGGAGGCGAAGGCAACUAUCCGGCCCUGUCGGAGAACUCAACCGGGGACAUCCUGACCCGGGUGGCCAUUCCCCGAUCCGGCAGUUUCCUGAACACGGCCGGCCUCACAAGGUACAAAUCACGAGCCACCCGUCGGCACACCGGCAAGGUAGGCGGAGGAGGAGGCUCCCCGCUGGGCUUCUCCGAACUGUUCAACGAGUUCCGGCUGCAGGAGAAUCUGCACUCGCUGGACGAUAUUCUCAAUGCCAUAAUCAACUCGGACGGAAUGUCGUUCAACGAUCUGAAACCGAUCUACAAGGAGUUUCUGCUCAAGCUGGCCGUCACGUUGACCAAGGACGAGCUGUACCAGCGCUCGAAGAGCAUCAUGCGCCGCCAGAAGAAGAAGAAGCUGAAGCGGAAGAACAGCAAUGCGCAGAGCCAACGGCGCAAGCUGCUGAUCGGCGCCAAGGGUCUCAAGAAGGUAUUUCGCUUUGGGAAGUUUCGGAACAAGAAAUCGCUCGGCCGAUCCGGUAGCUUCAGCAAAACCGGCACCAACAGCAGCCGAAGCAAUCAGGGCAGCCAGGGCGAGUCCAACGCCAGCUUCAUCGACGACGGAGACUCUACGGCCUGUCGCCGGUCAGUCCCGGUCGGCGUCCACGGAAAGUCCUCCAAACACCAGGCCGCCAACUCCGACCAACUGUCACUGGAUUUUAAGACGGCCGAUAAGAAGGAUCGAUCAAGAAUUGGAACAAGUGGUUCGGAAGUUUCAGAUGCUCGACAUGAGCAUACGCUGACGGCGCACCACAACCGGAACAGCUCCAGCGGAUACGUAUCUUGCUCAGAGUGCAGCUACGAUUCGGAUGCGUGCACCUGCACUUCGGCCGAUCGGUGUUACUGUAGUCUAGGCGGAGAUGACAUCAACGCGAAACUGAAUGAAGCCAGCAACCGGAGUUCGCUGCCAAGUUGCAAGAGCGAUGAGAAGUGCUACUGCUCGAUGGGUGAAACUCAAGGUGAGGAGGAAGGAUCGACGACUUGGUGCGACACGGAUAGCUGUCUGAGUCACGAGAAGUGUUACUGUCCCACGCGUAUACAGGGUCAAGUUCAAAAGUGUGCCAGCAAACCAUCCGGAGGUAAGAACGGAACCGACAAACUGGGUUUGGAUUACGAACUGUUCACUGUAGGUGGCAACGGACGGGCGAUCAAGGCUUCGGAAGCGCUGAGCGUCAAGAAGACUGUUGAAGUGGCGGCGGUGUUUGCAGACGUCAAGCUGAGCCAAACGACCGAUAUCACAAACUUGAAGAACGAAGAACAGCAACAGGACCAACAGAAGAAGCAGCAGCAACAACAACACAAGGAAUCUUCUAUCAAGAAGCACGCCACAAAGAGUGAUCAUCAUGGUCACAAUCAUCAUCACACGCACAAUCACAGUGGAGGUAGCAACAACAGCAACAGCAAUCACAGACGCCACGGAGAUGGCAAACAUGUACAUAAGCCCAUCCACAAGCUGUUGAACAAGAAGGCCCUGGCGGAACCGAUCGCCCACAACGAGUAUCACUACAUUCAAUCGUCCCAGACGGAUAUGGCCACGAGAAAGCAGCUGGGCGAUAAGCGAUCCUCCAAACGGUCCAACUCGACUAAGUCGGACAAUGUGUACCAGGCGAUGACCGCUCGGAAUGUCGCCGUCGGUUCUUCGCUGGAGGACUCCCUAGGUUAUCUGCCCUAGAUGGGUAGGCGUUAGUAUCGUAAAUGUUUGUUUUUAGAAAAAAGCUUCCAUUGUUAUCGCUCUAUUAAU
This is a messenger RNA of Aedes aegypti (yellow fever mosquito), 3983 nucleotides long. RefSeq lists its product as uncharacterized. The transcript has 9 exons. Bases 747 to 3914 code for a protein of 1055 amino acids. Lineage: Eukaryota; Metazoa; Arthropoda; Insecta; Diptera; Culicidae. The record is from RefSeq and is a predicted model, not a curated record.